This is a messenger RNA of Pseudophryne corroboree (corroboree frog), 2886 nucleotides long. RefSeq names its product dynein axonemal assembly factor 3 (gene DNAAF3). The transcript has 12 exons. The coding region runs from base 109 to 1578 and encodes 489 amino acids. Gene Ontology annotation, biological process: axonemal dynein complex assembly; motile cilium assembly. The record is from RefSeq and is a predicted model, not a curated record. Lineage: Eukaryota; Metazoa; Chordata; Amphibia; Anura; Myobatrachidae.
GGUAUGGGAGUCACAUUACUAAUUUAAACGGCUGCCAGGAGUUGUGGUAGUAGCGUCGCUGUCAGUGUAGGUAGUUACUAUACUCACUUCUACUGCUUCGUUUUGUCCAUGGCGGCUGCAGGCAGUGGAGAGGUGUAUCCGACCUUAUGGGGCUGCAGUCCUGCAUUAGAUCUUCAGAUGCAUUGUCUUCAGAAUACCAUUCAGCACUUAUCUACGUCUGAUGACAUCCCGGAACUGAAUAUUCUGCUAGUCGGGUGUGGGGAUGGCAGACAUCUUCUCAAAACGAUCUGUCAGGCCCGUCGCUGGCCCCAGCGAAGACUUAAUUUCUUCAUAAUCGAGAGUGACCUGGAGCUGCUGGCUCGACAAAUGUUGUUUUUGACUUUAGCGCUGGAAGAUCCAGAGCAAAUGGGUUUACAAGAGAAGUGUGAAAUGUUUCUUGAGCUUUUUGGGAACAGCCUAAUCCGUAGUAAGACAGUAUCUUACCUGCAGGAGAAGUGUGUACUGUUCAUUCGUUGCGUCACAGACCCUGAGUACCAGCAGAGUGUCCUCCCACUGCUGAAUUUGCAAUUUAUCAAGUUCAGAGAAAGGGAUGAGCUGGAAUGCAUCUUUAAAUUCUGGCAGACUUCGGAACACAAACUUUUCCCGAUUGAGCGAUAUUGGGAUGUGAAGAACAGGCAGAUUUUGGGCAAACGCUAUGACUCCAGGAAGGGAGCCUAUGACUGGGAUUUAACCAUGAAGCUGCAUGACAGGGGGGCAACGGCAAUUAAUGCCAUAGAUUAUAAUCGCUGGAGAGAGAAAGGAAUUGCAUUUAUGAUACGUGAAGGAAUCUAUGAUCUUCCUAAUAAAACCUUUUCUUCUCAUAUGACUGUGACACAUAAAAGCGGGAAGGUACGGGCUCGAGGUUACUGGGGAGACAUUACUACCAGUCCUUACAUAGCAUAUGGAAUAGAGACUGAAGAGAAGAGCAUGUUGAAAACGGCUAAUGGCGUGCCUACAAAGACAGCAGAAGAUGUAUCCCAGUACAAUAUCACAUCGAUGUUUCAUGAGUUGGUUACUGGACAGAAAUACACUUUGGCAACAACAAAAAAACAGGAGAAUGGACGAGACUGUGCCUUCUCCUCUGCUGGCUGUCACAGUGAAGCCACUAUACAAGAGGAGGAUGAGACUGCUGGAAAAACUGAUGGAAACACAGACUGUGAGAAUUCCAGUAAAACCCCAAGUUUUAUCAAGAUAGACAACCUGGAGAUUCACUUCCUGCCUCUCAGCUGGGUGAACAGCCUACAACAGAGGAGCAAGUUCCUUAAUCUUUUCAACAUUGUCUAUUUUUCCUGCAGUAUGGUUCAUUAUUUGAAUCCAGAAUACAAACUGAUCACUGCCAAGAAGUCGACUCUUAUUGUGGAACUCACAAAGUUUAUGGUGGAUCUUCAUGUGGACAAGGUAAAGAGCUAUGUCACCAUAGUAACCAAAGUUGCAAAAGAGGCAGGAUUUGCAGCCAAGGAAAACACUGAUUGGAAGAGAGAUCAUAUUGCUGCAUUUGAGCGUCUGGAUGACUGUGGAGAAGAGAAAAAUGGAAUCUGAAAAAUACAUUCAGAAUUGGCACGGUUUUUAUGUUGGGGUGUUUUUCCAGCCAGACCUCUCUGUUAAACAUUUGCAAUCCUAACCAAUCACAGCCAGCCACUUCAGAUUAAAAUGAAUUUUCUAAUCUAGCAGCAGGAUUUUGUCGACGGGUCUACUGCAGGUUUACUGUAUGCUAAUUGCAAACGAGUACUCUAAUUUCAGCAUAAGCAAUAGACCAGUGUCCGUUUUCUCACAGUUGUCUUUCUGUAAAGCCAAUUUUGUCUUUCAUAUUGUACGUGAUUGACUCCCCUUCCUCAAGGACACUAAUGCUGGAGUGUAUACGAUCUACUAUGGCCCCAAUAUGCUUCAAGGCGUGAGCCUGCUGUGAAAAGCUACAGACCACAUGCCUCUAUGAACGGUAGUCACGUGAUCAGCGGUCAGGAGACCGCCGGUCAGAAUACAGACACUGGAAUCCCACCCCCUUAAAGUCUCGACAGUCAGCAUGCCGACUAACAGGGGACUAUUCCCACUCGUCUGUGUCCACGACACCCGUAGAGUGGGAAUAUUACCUGUGCUCGCCACUGUGCUCCUCCCCCCCCCCCCCCCCUUCCUUUCCAGGAUCCCGGCGUCUGUAUGGUGACCGGUGGUCUCCUGACCGCCUGUCACGCAUACCCAACCCCAUUUGUCCAUUGAUUAUGAAAGUUUCAAAAAUAGUAUCAAUAUCAUAAUAUAUUUUGUAGGAUUCCGCUGGCAUGCCUGGUGGGAGCACAAUUUAAAAGAGAAAUGCCAGUAAUAUAUAUAAUUUUUUUUUAAAUGUGCAAAAUGAGUUUCAAUUUAACAAAUAUUACAGAUUAAGUUAUUGGAAAUUUGUUAUUGUUUGUGCUCAUGAGGUUUAUAGGCACCAAAAAAACCUGGAGAAGAUAAGUGCCAGUGUUGUGGAAAGCUAGAUUGUACCCCUCAUCCAGAUUAUGUUCAUUUAAAUAAAUAUAAUUGCAAGAAAAAUAUCCUACAAAAUAUAUUUUACUGUUGGCAUUGGAUUCCCCUUUUUACUAUAAAACAUUUUGUUAUGCUUUUGAGUUUAAUGUAAAGUCGAAAUCAAACUAAGUUUUUUUUUUUUUUUCUGAUUAGUGAUAUUACACUGUACAGAACAGUAAAUUUAUAUAUAGCAAGUGACUUAUGACCACAGUAGGAGCUGGCUCUAAUCUCCCUGUGACCUACACGGUGUCUCUACUAACCUGUUCAUUAACAUGCACUUAUUUAUAUUAUUUAUUCUCUUUGUGGAACUGGUUUCUUGUCGUUACAUAAUAAAAAUAUAAUUCAUAAUGAAAA